Molecule: messenger RNA, 3540 nt
Organism: Nothobranchius furzeri (turquoise killifish)
Lineage: Eukaryota; Metazoa; Chordata; Actinopteri; Cyprinodontiformes; Nothobranchiidae
Gene: slc26a6l1
Product: solute carrier family 26 member 6, like 1
Biological process (GO): transmembrane transport
Cellular component (GO): plasma membrane
Molecular function (GO): oxalate transmembrane transporter activity; bicarbonate transmembrane transporter activity; chloride transmembrane transporter activity
Source: RefSeq, a predicted model, not a curated record
GUCAGAGCGAUCUGAGUAAUAAAAGCCUUGCCAUCACCUCGGAUUCAGAUUUCACGACGACACUUUCUUAAAGACCCACUGAGAAACAAAAUGUAAUUGCAACAUUUUUGACUUGAUCAGUUUCUAUGCCAGGUGACUUUCCAGGGAUUAUAACAUAAAUUUCAGAUUAUUUGAUUAGAGGAAGCAGCCCAAAAAAUAGUACUUUUGUAGUAGUUUUGUACAUAAAAUUCCAUGAGUCAUCGUUCAAUUUUUUGUCAUUGAAUAGAAAAUCACCAAGAUUGGAAACAUGCAGUCAUCCAAACUCAACAGCUGGUCUUUGUUUUUUCCGCUUUCAGGUAAUAAUCACACCAUUUUCUAAUGUGGCUCAUCCAUUAGUUGUAGCAGCUCUGCCCACAGUGCCCUGGUUAAACAUUAGGUACUCUGGUGCAUAAAAGCUCAGACGGCUGUAGUUUUAACAGUAGUGCUUGUAGAUGUAGGUCAAGACUAAAAAGGUACGCCGAUGGAUUCUAGGCAACGGUUUGGUAAAUACAGAGUGGAGAGGGAAAUCCUGGAUGAGCAGAGAUUGGAAGAUGUAACACAAAGAAAAACCUACGCAGACAUCCACCCAUCUCUAACGGAGCGUUUAAAAAACUCUUUAAGAUGUUCGGUACCUAAACUGAAGCGAAGUGUGGUGAGCAGCUUUCCUGUCUUGUACUGGCUGCCCAAGUACUCCAUCUGGGACUAUGGGAUGCCUGACCUCGUCUCUGGGAUAAGUGUGGGCAUAAUGCAUCUGCCACAAGGUAUGGCGUAUGCAUUGCUGGCUUCUGUCCCUCCUGUCUUUGGUCUCUACACAUCUCUCUUUCCUGCAUUGGUCUACUUCUUUUUUGGAACAUCUCGACAUAUUUCCAUUGGGACAUUUACCAUUCUCAGCAUCAUGGUGGGUAGUGUAACAGAGAGACUUGCUCCAGAUGAAGAUUUCCUUAAAAGAAAUGGGACUAACUUUACUGCAGAGGUGGACAUAUCUGCCCGGGACUCUUACAGGGUACAGGUGGCAGCUGCUGCUACCGUCUUAGGAGGAGUCAUUCAGGUGUUAUUAGGCGUGGUAAAGUUUGGAUUUGUUGGGACGUACCUGUCUGACCCUUUGGUGAGGGCCUACACGACCGCGGCGGCAGCACAUGCAGUGGUGGCACAAUUGAAACACAUCUUUGGAGUGUCCCCAACACGGGUUUUUGGACCUAUGUCAGUGGUGUAUACUCUUGUAGAUGUUUGCUCCCUGCUGCCACAGACGCAUCUCCCCACACUGGUUGUCAGUUCUGUGACGAUUGUCCUUCUGAUUGCAGCCAAAGAGCUGAACUCGUUCUUCAGUGCAAAGCUGCCGGUGCCCAUUCCUGUGGAGCUCAUCACAAUUGUGGCAGGGACAUUGACGUCGUCUUACGCCCACCUAAACACCAACUACACUGUUUCAGUUGUUGGAGAGAUACCAAGUGGGUUGAGUUCUCCCAGUGUGCCAGACGUGAGCAUUUUUAGAAAAGUUAUUGGUGAUGCAUUUGCGCUGGCCAUUGUCGGAUAUGCUGUAUCCAUUUCUCUUGGAAAAACGUUUGCAUCGAAACACGGAUACAAGGUUGACAGUAACCAGGAGCUUGUGGCUCUUGGUCUCAGUAAUGCAGUGGGAGGCUUCUUCCAGUGUUUCUCUGUCUGUCCCUCCAUGUCUCGAAGUUUGAUCCAAGAAACCACCGGGGGUAAAACUCAAAUGGCUGGAGUGGCCUCAGCUCUAAUUGUUUUAGUUACGAUACUAAAACUUGGACCACUGUUCCAAGAGCUGCCAAAGGCCAUCCUUGCAUCCAUUGUGUUAGUAAAUUUAAAGGGCAUGUUCAAGCAGUACUCUGACAUUGUUACACUGUGGAAGAGCAGCAAGAUUGAUCUGGUGGUCUGGUUGGUCACGUGGGUGUCAAGUCUGCUACUCAACCUGGAUAUGGGUCUGGCUGCAUCAAUCAUCUUUGCUGUGUUCACAGUUAUUUUCAGAACUCAGAUGCCAACAUACUCGGUUCUUGGAAAUGUUCCAGGCACAGAACUGUAUGUGGAUAUAGAGACACACAGAGAGGCAAAAGAAAUCCCAGGUGUUACUAUAUUCCGCUCUUCUGCUACAAUGUAUUUUGCAAACGCUGAACUUUAUCUUGACGCCCUGAAAGAAAAGAGUGGGCUCGACAUCAGUAAAAUGAUUAUCUAUAAGAAGAGGCAGGAGGCCAAAAUGAGAAGAAGAGAAAAAAGGGCUGAGCGACGGGCUAAGAGGCAGGCUAGGAGAGAGAAACGAGCACAAAAAGCAGCUAAGCAGCUUUCUGGACCAUCGGAGUGCUUGGUGGAGGAGGAAAUUGGAAGCUGGAAAGACACAAAUAUAGAUGAGACUGACAAGGAGGGGCAUGGCUUGGCUGAGCGGGAGAAUGGGACAGUGUUUGUGAUCCCGACCACUCCCCGAACGCCGGAUGGUGAGUCCAGAUGGGAGUAUCUUAAAGGAGGCGACCCAGAUUGCACCAGUAUAGACUGGAUGUCAGAGGAGCAGGAUGGAGACACCACCACUCUGGGCUCCAGCAACGAGGACACCGUGAGUCGUGAUCUGGAGCGCGUCUCUCUUGGGUCUCUGGGCAAGUGGACUUGGGACAUUCAUUCUAUUAUCCUUGACCUUUCACCAUCUAACUUCAUUGACACUGUGGCUAUAAAGACGUUAAAAAAUAUAUUCCAGGACUUCAGCGAGAUUGAUGUGGAUAUCUACGUCACCGGGUGUCAAGCAACCGUGGUGGAACAGUUAGACCAUGGUGACUUUUUUUCUGAGACAAUAACGAAGCAUCAUCUGUUUGCGUCCGUUCAUGACGCUGUGCUCUUCUGUCUCAACAACCGUGGAGCUACGUCAUUCCCCAGAUAUGACCCAACAGUGGACCCACACAGCAGCACACAAUUUUAGAGCCUUCAGGAUAUCGGGAAGAUCUAGCAAAAUCUGUGACUUUUUGUUUCUUCUUUGAAGUUAAUGUUUGUAAACGUUGCAAACUGAAGUUAACCCUUUGAUGCAUAAUGGUCACUACAGUGGACAGGUACUCAAAAUUGUUAUUUAUUUAUUUUUGCUAUUAAGCACAGCUGUUGAAGACUUUAUUGCAUUUGAGCCCCUCCAUUUGGACUUCAGCAAGUCAAGCCAACAUAUUUCAUGUUCAGAAUGCAUGCUGUCCACUGAGGUGGACAUGUAAUAAAUUAUUUGUAAAUUAACAAAAUGUUACAAAAGAUAUUUGUUGAAAUUUGUUUCAUUCACACAAAGAUGAAUGACAAAAAUUGUUUAAAAAAUCAUGGUUGAAGAUUUCAUAAUUCAUGCAUCAAAGGGUUAAAACAACUGACAAAAUAAGAUGAGUUACUUGUAUUUUAAUGCAAAGUUUUUAUUUUAUUGUUGACUUGGUGAUGUUUAUACAUUACACUGUUUAAAAACAAAGAACAUUUAUUUGAUUUGAUUUGAUUCAGUGAGGAAAAGACAUGUGAUUUUUCAAACAAUCACUUUGAUAAAUAAAUGAAACCAAACCUGAA